Molecule: messenger RNA, 1683 nt
Organism: Triticum aestivum (bread wheat)
Lineage: Eukaryota; Viridiplantae; Streptophyta; Magnoliopsida; Poales; Poaceae
Product: BTB/POZ and MATH domain-containing protein 2-like
Exons: 2
Coding region: 1-1683 (560 amino acids)
Biological process (GO): protein ubiquitination
Molecular function (GO): protein binding; RNA-DNA hybrid ribonuclease activity; nucleic acid binding
Source: RefSeq, a predicted model, not a curated record
AUGGGCCGCACUGAGUGCCCGGGCAGCCCAUUUAAGUACCACAACCAUUUUCAAUACACUAUAUUAAGCCUCGGGCGCAAGGCCAAGCAAUGGCUCUUCACACUCAUCGAGUCCUUAUCUCAUGAACAAUUCGUGCUACUAGCUGUCACACUUUGGGCCAUUUGGACAGCUCGACGCAAAGCUAUUCACGAGCAGAUCUUCCAAACCCCGCAAGCAACUCAUUUAUUUGUAAGAAACUUCAUACAAGAGCUUAACGUGUUGACAGAUAGCCGAGCUAGAAGAAUUUCAGAACGAGCUGCUGGUGACCAGGACGCCCGGCAGCCCUUCUGCCAGAAGGCCCCGCCAGAAGGCUGCGCGAAGAUCCAUGUGGAUGCUAGGGUCAGAGCAAGAAGAGGCGGCUCAGCGGCGGCGGUUUGCCGUGAUCAAAAUGGUAACUACCUUGGAAGUUUAGCCUUGGUUAUUGCCGGACUAAAGGAUCCUUUAAUCUUGGAAACUAUUGCAUGGAGAGAGACACUUGCUCUAGCAGAGAAUCUCAACUUACACAAUGUGGCAAUUGCUUCUGAUUCCAAACAGGCAAUAUCAGACAUUAACAAAACCAGUUUGGGAAAGAAUGGCUCAGUAGUGAAGGAGAUUCUGCGGCGGGGCUGGGGCUCUCACGUGUUCGAGAUCUCAGGGUACAGCCAGCACCGCGACCGAGUCGGAGACCUUAACGCCGUAGCGUCGGCCGUGUUCGCCGUCGGAGGAUACGACUGGCAGAUUGUGUUCUGCCCCGUAGGGAUCCUGGAUCGUGUGAAAGACUAUGUGCAGGUGUUCCUACUUCUACGCAGCAAGGACAAGGACGCCAGGGUGAGGGCGUCCUUUCAGCUCAGCCUGGUGGACGUGGCCGGAUGCUCGCCGCCGCAUACCAUGACCGGGACACACGGUUACGAUUCCGGCAGUAAGUUCUUCUCCGGCUUCCUCGAGUUCAUGGAGAGGAGCGAGCUGGAGGCGUCGCUUUACCUCCGCGACGACCGCCUCACCAUUGAGUGCGUCAUCACCAUUGCCGAGGACGCCAAGCCGUUUAAGGUGCCGCCGUCCGACAUCACGGAGCAUCUCGGGAAGCUGUUGCGCGGGAAAGAGGGCGCCGACGUGGUUUUCGAGGUCCAAGGGGAAGCUUUUCCUGCCCACAAGGUGGUGCUUGCGAUGCGGUCGCCGGUCUUCAAAGCGGAGCUGUAUGGCGCGAGGAGAGAAAAGAAUACGAGCCAUAUUACCAUUGCUGACAUGCAGCCCGCUGUCUUCGAGGGCCUGCUCCAUUUUAUAUACACUGAUUCACUGCCCGCCAUGGAUGAUCUUAGCCAAGAUGACUACCAGGAGACUAUCAGGCAUUUGCUUGUCGCGGCGGAUCGGUAUGCCAUGGAGAGGCUCAAGAUUAUAUGUGAAAGCAUCCUCUGUGAAAACAUUGAUGCCAAGACCGUGGUGACUACAUUCGCUUGGGCUUAUCAGCAUCACUGUGACAGGUUGAAUGAUGCCUGCAUUCAGUUUAUUGCCUCUUUCAGUACAAUGGAAACCAUUGACAUGAUGGCAAGCCAAGGGUAUGCUGAGCUCAAAGCAAAAUGUCCUUUGGCUUUAGUUGAACUGUUGCAGAAGACAACUAGGCUCGUCGAAUCAAAGUCUUCAGCUCAUUUUGGUGGUCUAGUCACAUAA